This is a messenger RNA of Dibothriocephalus latus, 330 nucleotides long. NCBI's taxonomy places the organism in Eukaryota, Metazoa, Platyhelminthes, Cestoda, Diphyllobothriidea, Diphyllobothriidae. The record is from the annotation of a GenBank genome assembly.
AUGUACCGCAACGCUGAGGGAAAAAGCGGAGAUGCCCCACACCAACCCGCUGUCUGCUCUCCAUCAAAGCCUUCGACAGUUCAGCGAACAGAAAAGACUCGGGAACGACCAAAGGAGGAAAGGAAGAAGGAGGUUGUUUCUGAGGAAUUAGAUCCUGAAGUAAAGGAGAAGAAGAGGCGGGCCAAGCUCAUUCGCCGCGUGAAGACGACUGGACUGGAAAACUUAAGCACCAUGCUGGACAUCAAACUGGACGCGGAAAUGCUUGAAGACUACAUCUACGGACUACAGACAAUUUGUCUUCCUAAGAGUGAGUCUUUAUCUCAGGAAUGA